Knipowitschia caucasica is the source of this 1377-nucleotide messenger RNA. NCBI's taxonomy places the organism in Eukaryota, Metazoa, Chordata, Actinopteri, Gobiiformes, Gobiidae. The record is from the annotation of a GenBank genome assembly.
AUGGAGUGGCAGGGUGGAGGAGGAGCUGGAGUGGCAGGGUGGAGGAGGAGCAGGAGUGGCAGGGUGGAGGAGGAGCAGGAGUGGCAGGGUGGAGGAGGAGCAGAAGUGGCAGGGUGGAGGAGGAGCAGGAGUGGCAGGGUGGAGGAGGAGCAGGAGUGGCAGGGUGGAGGAGGAGCAGGAGUGGCAGGGUGGAGGAGGAGCAGGAGUGGCAGGGUGGAGGAGGAGCAGGAAUGGCAGGGUGGAGGAGGAGCAGGAGUGGCAGGGUGGAGGAGGAGCAGAAGUGGCAGGGUGGAGGAGGAGCAGGAGUGGCAGGGUGGAGGAGGAGCAGGAGUGGCAGGGUGGAGGAGGAGCAGGAGUGGCAGGGUGGAGGAGGAGCAGGAAUGGCAGGGUGGAGGAGGAGCAGGAGUGGCAGGGUGGAGGAGGAGCAGGAGUGGCAGGGUGGAGGUGGAGCAGGAGUGGCAGGGUGGAGGAGGAGCAGGAGUGGCAGGGUGGAGGAGGAGCAGGAGUGGCAGGGUGGAGGUGGAGCAGGAGUGGCAGGGUGGAGGUGGAGCAGGAGUGGCAGGGUGGAGGAGGAGCAGAAGUGGCAGGGUGGAGGAGGAGCAGGAGUGGCAGGGUGGAGGAGGAGCAGGAGUGGCAGGGUGGAGUAGGAGCAGGAGUGGCAGGAGUGGCAGGGUGGAGGAGGAGCAGGAGUGGCAGGGUGGAGGAGGAGCAGGAGUGGCAGGGUGGAGGAGGAGCAGGAGUGGCAGGGUGGAGGAGGAGCAGAAGUGGCAGGGUGGAGGAGGAGCAGGAGUGGCAGGGUUGAGGAGGAGCAGAAGUGGCAGAGUGGAGGAGGAGCAGAAGUGGCAGGGUGGAGGAGGAGCAGGAGUGGCAGGGUGGAGGAGGAGCAGGAGUGGCAGGGUGGAGGAGGAGCAGGAGUGGCAGGGUGGAGGAGGAGCAGGAGUGGCAGGGUGGAGGAGGAGCAGAAGUGGCAGGGUGGAGGAGGAGCAGGAGUGGCAGGGUGGAGGAGGAGCAGGAGUGGCAGGGUGGAGGAGGUCAGAUAAGUGGAGGAGGAGCAGGAGUGGCAGGGUGGAGGAGGAGCAGGAGUGUCAGGGUGGAGGUGGAGCAGGAGUGGCAGGGUGGAGGAGGAGCAGGAGUGGCAGGGUGGAGGAGGAGCAGGAGUGGCAGGGUGGAGGAGGAGCAGGAGUGGCAGGGUGGAGGUGGAGCAGGAGUGGCAGGGUGGAGGAGGAGCAGGAGUGGCAGGGUGGAGGAGACAGACAGGCCACGCCCCCCUGUCCCCUCACUGUGAACUGUAAAAACGACGCUGAAAACGACGCUGAAAACGACGCUGAAAACGACGCUGAAAACGACGCUGAAAACAUCGUAUGGUCCAAGGGAUAA